AUGUCAGACAAGAGUGACUUAAAAGCAGAGCUGGAACGUAAAAAACAGAGAUUGGCUCAAAUAAGAGAGGAAAAGAAACGGAAAGAAGAAGAAAGGAAAAAGAAAGAGGCAGAUUCUCAGCAGAAGAAGGAACUACCUCAGGAAGAUUCUGAUCUGGAUCGUAAGAGAAGAGAGACUGAAGCAUUACUGCAAAGCAUUGGUAUUUCCCCAGAACCUCCUUUAGUGAAAUCAUUGCAUGUUUUAACAUGGGAUACCUGUUAUUUUCAUUAUUUAGUCCCAACCCCUAUGUCUCCCUCUCCGAAAUCAGUGAGCACGCCCAGUGAAGCUGGAAGUCAAGAUUCGGGAGAGUUGGGACCUCUAGGAAGGACCCUGCAGUGGGACACAGACCCUUCAGUGCUCCAGCUUCAGUCUGACUCUGAACUUGGCCGCCGUUUACACAAGCUUGGAAUCUCCAAGAUCACCCAGGUGGACUUCUUGCCUAGGGAAGUGGUGUCCUAUUCCAAAGAGACCCAAACACCGUUGGAUACUCAUCGCUCUGAAGAGGAUGAAGAAGAAGAAGAAUUGGUGGAACUGAAAGCUCAGAAUGAUGCUGAGAUAGAAACUCAAGAAAAGACACAAGAUGCAAAGGAAGCUCCUCCUAGAGAAUUGACAGAGGAAGAAAAGCAACAGAUUCUACAUUCAGAAGAAUUCCUUAUAUUUUUUGACCGGACAAUACGUGUGAUUGAGCGAGCUCUAGCUGAAGAUUCAGACAUUUUCUUUGACUACAGUGGCCGGGAUGUAGAGGAAAAAGAUGGUGAUGUCCAAGCUGGAGUCAACCUUUCCUUCAGCCGACAGUUUUAUGAUGAGCAUUGGUCUAAACAUCGUGUUGUCACUUGUAUGGAUUGGUCCCUACAGUAUCCUGAGUUGAUGGUUGCUUCAUAUAACAACAAUGAAGAUGCUCCACAUGAACCUGAUGGGGUGGCCUUGGUCUGGAACAUGAAAUUCAAAAAAACAACUCCUGAGUAUGUUUUUCAUUGCCAGUCCUCUGUGAUGUCCGUCUGUUUUGCCCGCUUUCAUCCAAACCUAGUUGUUGGAGGAACCUAUUCUGGCCAAAUUGUUCUGUGGGAUAAUCGUAGCCACAGGAGGACACCAGUUCAGCGUACACCUCUUUCUGCAGCUGCGCACACGCACCCAGUCUACUGUGUAACUGUCGUUGGAACACAGAACGCUCACAACCUCAUUACCGUUUCUACAGAUGGCAAAAUGUGUUCUUGGAGUUUGGAUAUGCUUUCAACUCCGCAGGAGAGUAUGGAGCUAGUAUAUAAUAAAUCCAAGGCAGUGGCAGUUACCGGAAUGGCUUUCCCAACUGGAGAUGUUAACAACUUUGUAGUUGGAAGUGAAGAGGGCACUGUCUACACAGCUUGUCGCCAUGGAAGUAAAGCAGGGAUUGGAGAAGUUUUUGAAGGUCACCAGGGGCCAGUGACAGGAAUCAACUGCCACAUGGCAGUAGGUCCAAUUGAUUUCUCUCAUCUAUUUGUUACAUCGUCAUUUGAUUGGACUGUCAAAUUGUGGACCACAAAGCACAACAAGCCGCUCUACUCCUUUGAAGACAAUGCCGACUAUGUCUACGACGUCAUGUGGUCCCCCGUGCACCCCGCUCUCUUCGCCUGCGUCGACGGGAUGGGCCGAUUGGAUCUCUGGAACCUGAAUAAUGACACCGAGGUUCCAACAGCUAGUGUGACCAUUGAAGGAGCUUCUGCCCUCAAUCGUGUUCGUUGGAGCCAGGCUGGAAAAGAAGUAGCAGUCGGCGACUCUGAAGGACGGAUCUGGAUAUAUGAUGUUGGAGAGCUUGCUAUGCCUCACAGUGACGAAUGGACUCGCUUUGCGCGCACUUUGGUAGAGAUCAGAGCCAACAGAGCUGACAGUGAAGAAGAAGGCACCAUGGAAAUAGCUGCUUAGAAUGAAGCUGAGUCCUUCCCUUCUAUCUGUUGAUGAAACCUGUUGAGCAUUAGUUCAGUACAUUGUUGAUACAGUGUUCCUGCCAGCAUUACUCAUCAGGUUCUUUCUUACUAAUCAUGCUAUGCUUAGUAGCCUGGAAGUAUUGUUUCACCUCAUAUUUCUUCUAGCAAAAUUAUAAGAAAAAAAGAUUCUAAUGCAAGGGAAUUAUGUUGCUGCCUAGUUGAUUACUUUUGUAAUUGCAAUAAACAAUCCCUAAGUAAACUU
Molecule: messenger RNA, 2202 nt
Organism: Notechis scutatus (mainland tiger snake)
Lineage: Eukaryota; Metazoa; Chordata; Lepidosauria; Squamata; Elapidae
Source: RefSeq, a predicted model, not a curated record